Messenger RNA from Leguminivora glycinivorella, 977 nucleotides. RefSeq lists its product as uncharacterized. NCBI's taxonomy places the organism in Eukaryota, Metazoa, Arthropoda, Insecta, Lepidoptera, Tortricidae. The record is from RefSeq and is a predicted model, not a curated record. Bases 252 to 737 code for a protein of 161 amino acids. The transcript has 3 exons.
ACGGUGACGGUGUCUGUGCUGACGAACGGGAUCGAAACGAAACGAAAUAAAGAAAAAAAAACAUUACAACUUUCAACACGAGAGUCUACUCUGUUGUUUACAUUUCGAAAACUAUUGUUAAUCUUAUCCUGCUAAAUAGCAGUGACGUGAUUCAUAUUUUUCGUUGCGCUUUUGUUUGUAACAUUUGUUUUGUUGUGUUGUGAUCCGGUGAACGUAACAGGUACGGUGAGCAUAGACCAUUGGCAAGAAGGAUGUCUGCUCCGGGCUUGACUUCGGAGGCUCAGUUGCGGUACCUCCUGCAGUGGUUUGGCGAGUUCAGUGAGCUGCAGCGUGAGGAUUUUCUGCCGGUAUUGGCUGCAGCGUCAGGAGGCAAGGCUGAUCAGCUUGCUGCUACCCUUGCAGCCUUGUCUUGUGAAGAUAAGCCUGUCAGCUUGUUCCAAUGCAGAAUAAAGUUAUUCAACGAAUGGUACCCCACAUGGACUGGUGAUGAGAAAGACAGACUAGUUUCCGGAGUCACAGAAAUGGACCCGGAUUUCGGUAAGAAACUACUGGAAUUCCUGACUAACGGACCUAAGAUGAACGGUGAUCUCAAUGGAACGAGUGAAGUACAUUCCCCAACUGAAGAGAAUGUUGAAGCUCAGAAUGAGCCCGAGGAACAUGAGGAUGUGGUUGAGGAUGAGGAACCGGCUAUAACCCAGGAUGCUAAUAUUGGUUUGGAGAUAGCAGCUGCCUCGUAACUGGACAAUAGUAGUUUUGGUACUGAUAGAAUGAGGUAAGGUUAACUAUUUAAAGGCCCCAUUACGAUUUCGCAUGCGAUUUUUGUCACAUUGCGAUAUUUGGUUAGUUGACUGAAUUAAUUGUACUAAUUCUAAUUUAUUGCACUGUGUAACUAAAUGGGGCACUCAAAAUUAAGUAAAAACUGAAAGAUCAUAUUCACGCUUACUUACUAUUUCGAAUAGCUGUCCGAGGGCCGCCAU